Molecule: messenger RNA, 2482 nt
Organism: Etheostoma cragini (Arkansas darter)
Lineage: Eukaryota; Metazoa; Chordata; Actinopteri; Perciformes; Percidae
Exons: 13
Coding region: 80-2326 (748 amino acids)
Source: RefSeq, a predicted model, not a curated record
UUCAAAGGGAUCCGCCUCCCACAUCUCUGAGAUUGAAACUGACUGAACAAGCUUCUUCACGAACAGACUGCAAGACACCAUGGAGGCCGGUGUAGUCGUCCUGCUGUUGUUCGCACUGGUGGGGAUUUCUUCAACGCUCAACUUGUACGGAGAUAGCAUUAGUUUAAUGCCUGCAAAAAGUAAUUUGGAUGGGACAUUUAAGGUGACCUUCUAUCACCGACAGAAUGGCAGAAGCAUCUGUGAAGACCAAUUUUGUUUCAACUGUGAGAGUUCGGUGUGCACAGGCUUGGACGAGUCCAUUGUGCUGAAGACGGACCAGGACAACACCGGCCAGCACAGGUGGUGCCAGUCCGAAAGGCACACAACAGCAACCAUCCGCACUAAGAAAAACUCCUUUUCUCUGAUAGACUGUUCAAAAGCAAACUGGACGGUUCAAGCAGAGUUGGACCUGGGACGUCGAUCCGACUCACACGCCCUCAACGGCUGUCCCAUAACAACAACAGUGUCCUGGCUACGAUCGCCUCAGAACUGCUUCUCAGGGCUUCCUCUCCUGGCAUACGAUCCAGACGGAGAUCGUGUGAGAUGCCGCUUUGCUCCGUCUCCAUCUGCGUCUCCAGCUGCUGCAAACUUCACCGUGGAUGAGACUACGUGCACGCUGAGAACCACGGGUCAAGUCGCCAUCGGCGUCCACGUGUUUGAGCUGGUCCUGGAGGACUUUCCCAGGAAAAACAUCACGUUGACGUACGCAGAUGGAACGUCAGCGUUUCGGGAGCCCUCCGACAUUAACUCGCCGCCUCUCUGCACAGUGAAUCUGCAGUUCACCAUGGAGAUCCUUCCUCCGAUACCAAACUGUGACGCUGGUCACGUUCGGCCCAUGUUCUUGUCCAGGACCCCUUCCCAUGGGGAGGUUCUUCACGCCACUGUGGGUCAGACGUUCCAGCUUUAUGCCCAAGCACAGGCACACCGUACCAGCAUCCACGACUUCCAGGUGAGCGGCCCCCAGAACAUGAGCAAAGUGUUCAAAGACGAUGAGUUUGGAAAAGCCGAAGUGAUUCUGAGCUGGACGCCACAGCAAAGCGACCUGUACAGGUCUGUCCCGGUGUGCUUCACUGCAGAGACGAAUGAAAGCCAAUCAGACAUGAGGUGCGUUGUUCUCAUGGUAACCCAAGCAGCUCUCAUCCAAGGCAAGGCCAGUGUCACAUGCUCACCCAACAAGAUGACGGUGGCCCUGGAGAAAGCUUCCAUGCCCGACAUCGACGUGAACUUCCUCCAGCUGAGAGACACGUCGUGCUCUCUCACCUCCAACGGCACGCACAUCCUAGGCAGCAUGUCAUUCACCACCUGCGGCACUAAACUUGAGGACAAAGGCGACUUUCUGGAUUUUGUGAAUGAGAUCACCUCCUUCGAGCUGGCCAACGAGAUAAUAGUCCGAAGGAAGGCAGUUAAGAUUGAAAUCUCUUGCAAGUUUCCCAAAAGCAUCAGCAUCUCCAGUUACUACAAUCUCGGAAACUCUGACUACAUUUUCACUGAGUCCAGCUUCGGCAGCUUUGGCUACACCUUCGAAGUGUACACCAAUAGCAACUUUACAAGCAAAGUGCCGGCCAAGGCCUAUCCAGUGGUGGUCACUUUGUUAAAUAAGAUUUAUAUGGGCAUUCAGGCUCAAUCGGAUCUACCAAAUGUGUCAUUGUUUGUCGAAUCCUGCAAAGCCACUCCUGAUGACAACCCUGAGAACACCCUCACCUAUGAGCUCAUCAGGAACGGGUGUAUAAAGGAUGAGACACUUAAAGUCCACCCAUCAAACCAGACUGCAUUCAACUUUGAGCUCACAGCUUUCAAAUUUUCUGGAAACUACGAUGAGGUGUACAUCACCUGCUCCGUCAUCCUGUGCGAGUCUGGGAAUGCCCUUUCCAGAUGUGCCCAGGGAUGCGUGGCGCAGCCAGCCCGCAGACGCAAGCGAUCGCUGCACAAGGAGACAGUCAGCCACUCCAUUACCCAGGGUCCUUUUCGGUUUGUCGAGCAGGAAGUUCCCAAUGCAGCCAUGGAAGACAACAACAGGCGGAUGGAAAAGAGUGACACAACGGCUGCAGCGAACCCUCCACCGGUGUCUUCAGACACCAAACCAAGCGGAGGACGUCGGGACUUUGCUCCUACGGUCUCCAGUGGAGGACCCUGGGGAAUCAGGCAGAUCCUCAACACCGACACCAGCACCGUGGUCUUCGCCUGCGUCUUCUCUGUAGCACUGGUGUUGAUGGCUGUGCUGCUUCUUUACUUCACGAGGAAGAGAAAAGCAGACAACCAAAAAUCUCUCUUGGGCUGGGACAACUGAAAACACAAGAUAUAUUUUGGUAAAGGAUGGGUUCAGGUUCUUAAAACAACCCUCAUACCUACCCAGAUGUAGGGAUUCUCAAACCAGGACCAUGGUACUCUGCCAGGGGUCUGUGGAAGUUUCCAGUUUCAUUCAUUUAAAUUCUUUUUUUUUCUU